AUGACAGGCACCCAGGGCCCCCAGGGCGCCAAGGGGGCGGUGCACGUGGACGAGGCAGGCCGCUGCUGGGCCGGCGGACUCAAGAAGAAGCGGCGCGGAUCGUCAUCGUCGUCCUCGUCGUGCGGGGCCGGCGGCGCGCCCCUCGCGUCGCACGGCGGCGCGUCCUGGCUGCUGGCCGCGCUGUGCCUGGUGUCGCUGGCCGCCAGCGGCUACCUCGGCUACCGGGACACGGUCCUGGAGGCGCGGCUCGGCGAGCUGGAGCGCCGCCUGGAGGAGCAGAGCCUGCAGGCGCUGUACCGCGCCGACCAGUACCCCGGCGUCAUCGUGGAGCGCCUGCGUCGCGACGUGGAGCAGCGCAUCGCCAGGAGGCUGCCCAGGGCCGCGCCGCCGCGCGAGGGCCGCGAGGGCCUCGGCCGCGACGGACACGGCCGCGACAGGAUCUACACUCGCAGCGCGGCCGACUGCACGUGUCCGCCAGGACCCCCUGGACCACAAGGGCCUCCUGGGAAAAGAGGGAAGAAGGGCAUUCCUGGAGCCAAGGGGACGCCGGGAACGCCUGGAAACAGUGGAUUCCCGGGUGCAAUCGGCUUGGACGGCCCCAAGGGUGAUCCGGGCGCUCCGGGGGAGAAGGGUUCCAAAGGAGACGCCGGUGGGCCGGCAUUUGACAUGUACGCUGCCGUCAAGGGGCUGAAGCGUUCAGUGACAACUCUCCGUGGAGGAACAUUAGGAUACGCCGAAAUCGUUGCGGUGAAGGGACUGCAAGAGCAGGGGCUCAAUAUUUCGGCGCAGAACAUCAUUUAUGUCAAAGGAGAGCGAGGGGAGCCAGGCCCGCCCGGGUCACCGGGUCCAGUCGGCAAGGAGGGCUUACCGGGGCAGGACGGUCGGCCGGGCCCGCCGGGAGAGUCGGGGCCCCCAGGAGAGCGGGGGAGCGCCGGGCCGGCCGGGCCCGUGGGGCCACCAGGACCGGCGGGAUCACCGGGACUCAGGGGACAGUCAGGCUUAAUGGGCCCACCAGGUUUCCCCGGAAUUCCAGGACAGUUAGGAAUGCCUGGCAUUCCCGGCCAGAACGGAACAGACGGCCUGCCUGGCCUGCCAGGAAUACCAGGCGACAAGGGCGAUAAGGGCGAGCGAGGGCUGACGACGACGUUGACGGGAGACCAGUUCCCCACCGGCAUCAUCGAGGGUCCCCCGGGACCGCCAGGCCCUCCAGGUCCGGAGGGGGGCCGCGGAGACAAGGGCGACUCGGGGCCGACGGGCCCCGAGGGCCCCAAGGGGGAGGUCGGCGAGAGGGGAAAGCGCGGCAAACGGGGCAGGAAAGGCGACCCCGGCACGGCGGUGGAGCGCGGGCUGCCCGGCCUGCCCGGCCAGAAGGGCGAGCCGGGCGAGGGCGGCCUGCGCGGCGAGCGCGGCGACAAGGGCGACAUCGGGCUGCCAGGUGGCAAGGGCGACAUGGGCCUGAUGGGACCUCCGGGCGAGGACGGUCAGAACGGCGCCACCGGGCCGCAGGGACCUCCAGGACUGCCGGGCAUGUCGGGACCCAAGGGAGAGAAGGGCGAGUACGGAGACAUCGGCCACCCCGGCCUGAUGGGACCGCCAGGCCUGCCCGGACCGCCGGGCUAUCCGGGUGUCAAAGGAGACAAGGGUGAAAAGGGAGAGUCGAAGUACAAAAAGAUCAGGCGGCGACAGGGCGACGGGACCUUCGAGACGGGCGGCAGCGAAUUCGUGAUGGGACCCCCAGGGCCGCCAGGCGCCAACGGCGUGCCCGGGCUGCAGGGCCCGCCCGGCAUCAAGGGCGACAGGGGCAUGGACGGCUUCAAGGGAGACAUGGGCGAAAAGGGCAACAAGGGAGACCCGGGCCCGAUGGGACUGCCGGGGCCCAUGGGCUUGCGGGGCGAGCAGGGCCGACCGGGCGAUCCAGGAAAGCCCGGCCCGAUGGGGCAGCCGGGUCUUGACGGGAUGAAGGGCGGCCAGGGCGAGCCGGGCAGCAAGGGCGAGCGGGGAGAACCAGGACUGCCGGGCACGGACGGAAUCCCCGGCCAAGAGGGUCCCAAGGGCGAGAAGGGUGCCAUGGGAGAGUCGGGCCCGCCGGGCAAGCGCGGCCGCAAGGGCGACAAAGGCGACAAGGGCGCGCAGGGCGUGCCUGGGCUGGACGCGCCCUGCCCCAUCGGAGAGGACGGGCUGCCGCUGGCCGGCUGCGGCUGGAGACCGCCCACGGACCUGGUCGCCGCCAUCCCCACCGCCGCCUCGCCGACCUACCGCCAGUCGCAGUCGAACCACCACCACGGCACCAGCAACAGCCACAACGCCAACUCGGACGACUUCGACAACGACUACGACGAGAACGGCGCGGACGAGGACGACGGCGAAGACGACGAUGGUCAAUAUGCACGCCCCAAUGCACGCACGCUCGCAAAUUCGAGAGGCGUUUUUGAGCUCCAGAGCAGUACUCAAACCGAACGUGUGACCCGUGUGACCCCACCACAGGCACGGUUGAGGGGGGAGGGGGGGUAAUUCUAGUCCCAUUUAGUUAUUCUGGAGCUCAAAAAGGCCUCAAGAAUUCCCAUCGACAAAUGCGAAGAAGGAUUGUUACCGUUUCAGCCCAGAUAUUUGAAAAAUACCAAAAUGUUGUGCUAAGGCGCUUAUCCGGGAAAAGUCACUUUAAGACCGCCAAAAUGCGCCAUUGACCAUUGGCAGCCUGUUCCUCUUACCUACCCAGAGCCGUCAUGAACCCCGUUACGCGUAGCUACGGUUUUAUUGGGCGUCCUGACACAAGUCUUUGUUUUGUGGCGUACAUGCGACGGACAUGGGGGGCCUGUCGUCCUGCUGAUCCUGCUCGCCUGCUCGGCGUUCCCGAACUGCGUUUCUUCUGUUUCAGAAUGACCUGCGUCGGGCGUGGAGCGACGACUAGCACCGGCAGCCAAGUGUAAAAAGUGUACUUAGUGUAAGUGAAGCCAAGUGUACAAAGAUAGCGAGUGGGCUGUGCUAGUGCCCGAGCGCGGUGUGCGAGUGACGGGACGAGAGGGACGAGAGCGGCCGGACACUGGGUGCUGCCGUGACGACGUGACGACACGACGCGGGGACGCGACGACGCCAAGACCCUCGAACCGAAGCAACCAAACCGGUAUCGCCAAACGCACGCAGCACUCCGCCGCCUCCACCCUCACCUCGCAGAGCUAGAUGUAAGGUAGAUGAUAGUUAACUGGGAAUCUCCAUUGUGGAAAUAAGACUGAUGAGAAAUCGUGCCUCAAUAUUUUCUAUGUGAACUCUGUCGCUUAGAAUAGAUAGGACACAGCUGCGACGCAGCGACGUAGCCCGCAGGGUGGCUGCUCUAGAUGCUGGUUCGUCUCCCAGUGUCGCGAAAGUCAAGUUUCUGAUUGUUUUAAAUUAAUGAGAUAUACUUUAUCGCCUCGCCGUUCCGCGUGGAGCAUGGCGUUGUUGGACCACUGGGCGCCCCGCUGCCCGCUCUCGUUACUGUAUAUUUCUAAUUUUAAUGUUUUUUAAGCUUUUAUUUUUGCUAGUGUCCGAUAGGUUUGCUGCUGUCGCCCAGUGCGUUAACUUCUUGAUACAUGUUAUGUUCUAGUGAUUCAGAAGGGACGUUUAGAAAUACGAGGUUGUACCUGAUGUCUCUUGAUAUGUUUGAAUUGAUUUUGUAGUUGCCAAGUUAAAGCAUUCUGUACCCAUACAAGGCCUUACACUCGAGGAUGAAUCUGGAAAAUGUGUGCAAAAUGUCAGCAGGAAUUAAAUAAAACUCGCCAAAGGUAAUAGAACUUUAACUAGCGUUGCACUGAAGUGCUAAGUUAUUCCCCCACUCCUAUGUAAGUCUUCCUUCUUAACUAAUUAACGGCAUUACAGAUUCAAAGAAAGACACAUGAUCAAUUGUAAGUUGCACUUAGGCAUGAGAUAUUCCUAACAAUUUUCUACCAAAGAUUCCUCAAUUUAUUCCUGUUAGUAAAAAACAUAGAACCUUAGAUUUUAAAAAAAUGUCAUGAGCUAGCAAGAAAAGGUGAACAUUUCCAGCCUUGUUUGGUUGACAGGGAAGUCCACCGGGCUUGUGAUAAGAGAUGCGUACCACGCUGAUUUAUAGUCCCACCUACGUUUUAUUGGAAAUGUAUCAUACAGCUAUUUGUAACACUUUAUAUAUAUAUAUAUAUAUACAAGUAGAUCACUAGUAUUUAUUUAUGUUACGAUAAGAAAAAAUAUCCUUUUAAAUAAAGCGAUUGAAAGACACUUUAAAUUAAUUUCCUAUCCUCAUUCCCAGGAUUAUCUUUUUCUACUAAAAACAAAAACAUGCAAAAAGAAAAAGAAAAAAAGCUUACUUUGUAGUGUCUGAAGUAACUAGAUUAUGUUCCAUCCUGACUCUAACAUGGCCCCAUGGACUCAGCUACUUGAAAAAUGUGAAAAGAAGAGGCAAUAAAGA
This is a messenger RNA of Thrips palmi, 4417 nucleotides long. Its product is annotated as collagen alpha chain CG42342-like. The coding region runs from base 1 to 2511 and encodes 836 amino acids. The record is from RefSeq and is a predicted model, not a curated record. NCBI's taxonomy places the organism in Eukaryota, Metazoa, Arthropoda, Insecta, Thysanoptera, Thripidae. The transcript has 29 exons.